Messenger RNA from Liolophura sinensis, 2066 nucleotides. RefSeq names its product GPI mannosyltransferase 4-like. Gene Ontology annotation, biological process: GPI anchor biosynthetic process. The transcript has 3 exons. The record is from RefSeq and is a predicted model, not a curated record. Gene Ontology annotation, molecular function: alpha-1,2-mannosyltransferase activity. Lineage: Eukaryota; Metazoa; Mollusca; Polyplacophora; Chitonida; Chitonidae. Gene Ontology annotation, cellular component: endoplasmic reticulum membrane. The coding region runs from base 168 to 2027 and encodes 619 amino acids.
GAAGGAUGGAACGCGUUCGGUAGUGACAGGAGAUUUCUUCGAAGAAGCAGACGAAACGCAUAUUAUCAGCCAAAACAAAGAAAAUGAACUAAUGUUCUUCUACCAUCUGACCCUGUGAAUCUACAAAAAGGUCAACGAAAGGCCUUGAUGGUCUUUAUCCAAUCACCAUGACAGCCAAGGGUACCUGUGUAUUGAAACAAACACUUAUUCUCUCCCUAUGGUUACUGCGUAUCAUCCUGGUUUGCUGGCCUCAAACAGGAUACAUUCAUCCGGAUGAAUUCUUCCAGUCUGUUGAAGUAGCUGCAGGUGACAUUCUUGAUGUCGAGGGAAAGAGAACUUGGGAAUUCAAUUCCAAUGUCCCAAUCAGAAGUGGAUCAAUCAUUCAAGCCACUGCUGGGUUCCCUCUAUACCUGUUAAAGAUUUUGGACCAGUUGUUGAGCAGCAUUUCUGUCAUGACAUCAUAUUCUGUUCUGAUUACUCCAAGAUUGUUUCUGGUCUUAUUGAGCUUUAUGGGUGAUUUUUGUGUGUGGAAUUUGAGCCAAAAAUUUUCUGUUUGCCCCAAAACAAGUCUACUGCUCUAUGCCAGUUCCUUUGUCACGCUUGUGUUUUAUACAAGAACACUUUCAAAUACAACAGAAAGUUUCCUCUUUAACAUUCUGCUACUUUUUGCAUUGUCUGAUGUGAAAAGUUCUCCAAAAGAGACCAUAGACCAGAAAACAUCAGCAGAUGAUGAAAAUAUUGAUGAAACAUUUGGAAACAUCUGGUACCAAACUGUUAUGUGCAGUAUCUUUAUGGGUGUUUUACUAGCUUGUGGAAUUUUUAACCGGCCAACAUUUGUUAUUUUCGCAUUGGUACCUGUGGUACUUUGGAUGCAGAAUAGUUAUUCUUUGUUCACAUUAUUGGCUAGACUUUUGUAUUUAGCAACUGGAUUUAGCCUCAUGUCAUCCUUAUUGGUCUGUCUGGACACAGUGUACUUUAGAACAGAUUUAGUAGAUUUGCAUGUGGACAUCAAGUUUUGCCUGGAGAAAUCAGAGAAUGUUGUGACUUGUUUAUGUCAAGCAGCUAGUGACCAUUUUGUUUUUACCCCAUGGAAUUUUAUAAUAUACAACACAAAUAAAGACAAUCUUGCAUCCCAUGGAGCUCACCCAUGGUACUUACAUCUCACUGCAAAUGCUCUCAUUCUGUUUGGACCAUUGAGUAUUUUAGGAGUUUGUGCACUUAUUAAAGCAUGCUGUUGCGAAGCAAGAUACUGCCUAGACUGGAGACAGAAGAAACUCUGGCCCUUAGUUUGGAUAUUUUAUUUGCCAAGUCUUUUACUGUCUGUGUUUCCUCACCAGGAGCCACGUUUCAUCAUCCCGCUUCUGACACCAAUGGUGUUGUUAGCAGCCCACAUGUACAAACCAAAGUCUGGCUUGUUCCAUCUUUUUACAUUUGUGUGGAUAAUUUUCAAUGCUGCCGGUGUUGUUCUUUUCGGAUUUUUCCACCAAGGAGGUGUUGUGCCAAGUUUAAUGCACCUGCAAUCUAAUGAGUCAACUCUUUCAACUGGUGCAUCACUGUUGGGUGGUCAGAAGGUUAUGCCACCCACUGCAGUGAGUCAUAUGAUCUACUUUCACACAUACAUGCCUCCAGAGCACCUGCUCCUGAAAUACAGGAAGAUGCCAUUCAACGACAGAGGAAGGAGUAAAACAAGUGCCACUGUACGCAUUCAUGAUCUCAAAGGUGGUGAGGACUUUGUGUUAGAAGAACUUAUUUCAAACUUGAAGGAGCAAGCUCAACAAACAGAUCACCUUGACAUAUAUGUUAUUGCCCCAUUUACAUGGGUAUUCAGCAACUGUCAUAAAUUCGACAUGAAAUGGGUUCAAUCUUUCACCCCACAUCUCACACUAGAAGAUCCACCAGAUUUGUUCAGAUUAAUUACCCAUGCAGGUUGGACCAAUGUGUCACAUUGCUUGCCACCGGGAGACAAGUUUGUAUUGCUUUACAGGCUAAGAAACAUGUUCUCUCUCAUUCUGCUUAAGGUUCAGUAAGCAUUUUUAAUACACAUUCCUUGAACAGCAUACCAGAGU